Eimeria necatrix is the source of this 429-nucleotide messenger RNA. RefSeq lists its product as hypothetical. Gene Ontology annotation, molecular function: ice binding. The record is from RefSeq and is a predicted model, not a curated record. Bases 1 to 429 code for a protein of 142 amino acids. Lineage: Eukaryota; Apicomplexa; Conoidasida; Eucoccidiorida; Eimeriidae. The transcript has a single exon.
AUGCAGAGAAGCUGCGGCAGCUUCUACCAGCUAAUGCAGCAGCAGCAGCAUCAGCAGCAUCAGAAACAGCAGCAGCCGCAGCAGCCACAGCAACAGCAGCAGCAGCAGCAGCAGCAGCAUCAGAAACAGCAGCAGCAGCAGCAGCAGCAGACCUGCAACAGUGGCAGCAGCCGCACUAGCAACGGCAGCAGCAGCAGCAACGCCAGCAGCAGCAGCAGCAGCAGCAGCAGCAGACCUGCAACAGUGGCAGCAGCCGCACUAGCAACGGCAGCAGCAGCAGCAGCAACGCCAGCAGCAGCAGCAGCAGCAGCAGCAGCAGCAGCAUCAGAAACAGCAGCCGCAGCAGCCACAGCAACAGCAGCAGCAGCAGCAGCAUCAGAAACAGCAGCAGCAGCAGCAGACCUGCAACAGUGGCAGCAGCAGCACUAG